Dibothriocephalus latus is the source of this 138-nucleotide messenger RNA. NCBI's taxonomy places the organism in Eukaryota, Metazoa, Platyhelminthes, Cestoda, Diphyllobothriidea, Diphyllobothriidae. The record is from the annotation of a GenBank genome assembly.
AUGCAGAUAAGCGAGCUUAAUGCGGCUAUCCUGGCGAGCAUCGACACUGGAGACUACGAGCGUGCCGCAACUCUACGGGAACAAUGCGUUCGCUUGGAAGAAGAACGCACUGCUCUCCUCCAGCAGAUCUCUGGGUAA